This is a messenger RNA of Westerdykella ornata, 1301 nucleotides long. RefSeq lists its product as uncharacterized. Lineage: Eukaryota; Fungi; Ascomycota; Dothideomycetes; Pleosporales; Sporormiaceae. The transcript has 5 exons. Gene Ontology annotation, cellular component: ascospore wall; prospore membrane; lipid droplet. Bases 236 to 1075 code for a protein of 279 amino acids. The record is from RefSeq and is a predicted model, not a curated record.
UAACUGUUUGUGCUACGGUGAUGCAAGGGUGUGGUGAAAGGAGCUUGGGCCAUCUAUCCAACCGCCAGGACGCGGGGUGAUGGGGCUCUGACGUCAGGCGAUCCUCACCUCCAAUGCGUUUGCGCGGGCUCAGAAGCAUGCAGGCAAACAAUACGCAAAUCUUCCUAGACACACGUUUCUCGAGUUUACUGACUGUACCGCUCAGUAUCGGCCGUCUGUCCUCAGUUAAUCCAACAUGUCCGAAAGAGUCAAAGAAGUUGCAGUGGAGGAGUUUCAGCAGGCAAAGAUUCUCACCAGAGAUGCAGUGCGGUCAGGCGCAUAUCUCUAUCCCUUUAGGGGAAUCCUAUACUUCAUCAGUCACCGCAGCCUGUGGAAGCCGCUGCUUAACAAGCUAUUCCCUACGCUAUCACUCGGUAUCGGAGUGACCAUCUUCAUGUUCGCCUUCACAUACGUUCCUCAGGCGGCAAUUCUUACGGUAUUCAACGGUCCACUGGCCAUCCUGACGACCAUCUUCCUCGUUCUUAGCGAAAGCUCCACCAUCUUCUCCGUUCUGAGCAAGAACUUCCUCAUAGAUGACGCCCUCCUGGACACCUUCGAUGGCACUUUGUUGUCUCGCAAUCUCACGUCCCUCGUGUCGACGGAACGUCAGGUCAAAUCCGGUAGCGACCCCGUCGCCAAGCUGGGCAAAAUCAUGAAGAGGCCUUUUGCACGCUUCACGCCCGAGGCCAUCAUUCGAUACUUCAUCUACCUCCCUCUGAACUUUAUUCCUGUCGUCGGAACAGCCAUGUUCGUCAUUCUGCAAGGCCGCAAGUUCGGCCCCACAGCGCACGCACGAUAUUUCCAGCUGAAGAGGAUGGAUGGGAGGCAGAAGGAGGAGUUUAUCGCGAAGAGGCAGGCUGCGUAUACAAGCUUCGGUGUCCCUGCGGUCCUUCUUGAAUUGAUCCCCGUGCUAGGAAUCUUCUUCUCGUUCACAAACACCGUCGGCGCCGCGCUGUGGGCAUCAGAUAUGGAACAGACGAGCUCCACGUCGCCUAAUCUGCGUGAACAGGCAGAGCUGGCUAAGAAAGCAGAGUGAGGGGUUCAUGACCAUCACAACUUAGAGCGGUUCAGAUUGUUUUCUGCUUUCGCCAGUAUCAUUUGCUCCGUCCUGGACGUUUGAUCGUCUUUGAUAGGGUCUUGACGCGCGGACCUGAGAGGUGGCACAUAGAUGCGAUUCCAGCAACGAGAAGGGUGCACGCCAUUUAUAUGAAGCGUGAAGAGGAAAAGGGGUACAAGAAGGUGGUAUGGAAGCGAAAGAGGAG